AAAAAAUUUGCGAUGAAGUUUAUCAAUUGAAACGAAGAUAUCCUAGUUUUAAUCCUCGACUUGCAAUUGUUCAAGUUGGAAAUAGGGAAGAUUCUGCUGCAUAUGUGAGACAGAAAGAACAAGCCGCCAAAGAGGCUGGAAUUGAUUUUAUUUUACAAAAAAAAAACGAAUCAAUUACAGCGGACGAGCUUUUGAGAUUGGUUCAUGAAUUAAACUAUGAUCCAUCUAUUCAUGGCGUGUUGGUUCAGCUUCCUUUACCGGAACAUAUCAAUGAAAGAUGUAUUAUUGAAGCUAUUGAUCCAAAAAAAGAUGUUGAUGGGUUGGCCAAAAGAAAUUGCGAUCCUUUAUUUUUACCAUGCACUCCCAAAGGAAUCAUCGAAUUAUUGAAUCAAACUGCUGAAAUCCUAGUGGUGGCUAUUGGAAAAGCAGAGUUCAUAAAGGGCGAUUGGAUAAGUCCUGGCACAGUGGUCAUUGAUGUUGGAACCAAUGCGAUUAAAGGCAUUCGAUGGGUAGGCGAUGUAGAAUUUUCAUCCGCCUCUGCAGUAGCAUCAUACAUAACGCCAGUUCCUGGUGGUGUAGGUCCAAUGACAGUUGCAAUGUUGUUACAAAACACAGUGGAAAGUGCUAAAAGGUUUCUGAAAGAAAGUAACGAACUUGUACCUGUCCCAAGCGAUAUCGAUAUUGCAACUUCACAAACACCUAAACAUAUUAAAGUUCUGGCUGAAGAAUUGGGACUGACCCCGAAUGAGUUUGACUUAUAUGGGCAAUACAAAGCCAAAGUAAGUCUUUCAGUUAUUGAAAGAUUGAAAUCGCGAAAAAAUGGCAAAUAUGUUGUUGUAACAGGAAUAACGCCAACACCAUUAGGUGAAGGCAAAUCUACAACUACCGUUGGUAUAGCACAAGCAUUGGGUGCGCACUUGGGAAAGCUUUCAUUCGCAUGUGUUAGGCAACCUUCACAAGGACCGACAUUUGGCAUCAAAGGAGGAGCAGCUGGUGGUGGAUAUGCUCAAGUCAUACCAAUGGACGAAUUCAAUUUACAUUUAACAGGAGAUAUACAUGCUGUUACCGCAGCAAACAACCUGUUAGCUAAAAAUGGUAUUCGUGUCUUUGCCCCUGUAAUGUUGAAGCGAUUACAAAAGCUUGGAAUUGAUAAGACCGAUCCUAAUGAUUUAACCCCUGAAGAGAUUAGCAAGUUUGUUAGGCUAGACAUUGACCCUGAGACAAUUACAUGGUUUGUUAUAUAUACAUUAUUGUCCGAAGGACAUUACAUGCAGAGUACGUCUCUUGAAGACUUGCGAGAAAGAUUGGGUAGAAUGGUAGUGGCUACGAAUAAAGCUGGUGAUUCUUCUAUAACUGCAGAUGACCUUGGGAUAGGAGGUGCAUUAACAGUAUUAAUGAAAGAUGCGAUCAAACCAAACCUUAUGCAGACGUUAGAAGGAACACCCGUGUUUGUUCAUACUGGUCCAUUUGCAAAUAUUGCACACGGAAAUAGUUCUAUAUUAGCAGAUAAGAUUGCACUUAAGUUGGCGGGAGUUGAGUGCGAUGCGGAAGGAAAUCCAGUGGAAGGAAGCGAAGAAGGUUAUGUGAUAACAGAAGCGGGAUUUGGGGCUGAUAUUGGAAUGGAAAAAUUCUUCAAUAUCAAAUGCAGACUAUCAGGGUUGAUACCUGAUUGUGUUGUUAUAGUUUCUACAGUUAGAGCUUUGAAAAUGCAUGGCGGUGGGCCUGAAGUUACGCCUGGGAAUCCAUUACAUGAAACUUAUUUAAGCGAAAAUCUUGAAUUAUUGGAAAAAGGAUGUGUUAAUCUUGUUAAGCAUAUCAAAAAUGCAAAAAAAUAUGGUUUGCCAGUUGUAGUUGCUAUUAAUAAAUUCACAUCUGAUACACGAGCUGAACACGAAUUAAUUCGUAAGAUUGCAAUAGAAGCAGGUGCAAAUGACGCGAUACCAGCGGCACACUGGGCAUUGGGAGGAGAAGGUGCAAUCGAGUUGGGGAAAGCGAUCAUUAAGGCGACAACCGAUAAAACAGAGAAGCGAGAAUUUAAGUUUUUAUAUGAUGUAAACAAACCAAUCGUCGAAAAAAUUGAAAUUAUUGCAAAAGAAAUGUAUGGAGCUGAUGGAAUAGAGUUGAGUGAGAAAGCUAUUGAAAAAGUUGAAAGAUACACUAAACAGGGAUUUGCGAAUUUACCAAUAUGCAUGGCCAAAACGCAUUUAUCUCUUUCACAUGAUCCAAAACUUAAAGGUGUACCUACAGGAUUUGUAGUACCAGUACGAGACAUUCGAGCAUCAGUGGGAGCAGGGUUUUUAUAUCCAUUGUUAGGGGAAAUGCAAACCAUGCCUGGAUUACCUACUGUGAGUAAUUAA
Messenger RNA from Racocetra fulgida, 2357 nucleotides. The record is from the annotation of a GenBank genome assembly. Lineage: Eukaryota; Fungi; Glomeromycota; Glomeromycetes; Diversisporales; Gigasporaceae.